Molecule: messenger RNA, 1624 nt
Organism: Asparagus officinalis (garden asparagus)
Lineage: Eukaryota; Viridiplantae; Streptophyta; Magnoliopsida; Asparagales; Asparagaceae
Product: serine/threonine-protein kinase HT1
Exons: 3
Coding region: 353-1522 (389 amino acids)
Biological process (GO): protein phosphorylation
Molecular function (GO): protein kinase activity; ATP binding
Source: RefSeq, a predicted model, not a curated record
UCCCUCAUCGAGCAAGCUUCUUUUGAUUCUUCAAGAUGCAGCCAGAAGCCUCAUGAUCUUCAACUUCCUUUAGGUUCUUAUCUCAAAUUACAGUGUGUAAAACCGAUUAAAAGUUUCAUUAUCUUUUCCUUAUUGAAGAAUUCUCAAAUAUUUUUCUCCCUGCAAUUUUUCAAGUUCCUCUUCUUUGGCGCAAACCAUGCCUUUUGAACCUCCAGGACUCAAUCCUUUAUACUUCCCUUGCCAUUCUGAUAGAAGGAUGCAGUGGGAGGUUUUCCACUGUCUUAGCCUAACCUUCUCUUUCAGCUAGUUAUUCGAUAACCAGGCCCCACUGCCUUUCUUGGUUCGGUAUACAAUGGCUUCUUGUUUUUUCCGGGCCUUGAGGAGGAAGGACAGGGCCAAUACAAUCUCCUUACCUUCUCCUCCUCCUCCAUCAUUUCCCUCUUCUUCUUAUCCUUCUUCCUCGACGGCCAGAAAGAGCACCCUUCCUCUGGAUUUGGAGAUUAUGGAGAAGAGAAGAUGGGACAGUCUGGAAUCUUGGUCGAUGCUAUUGGAUCCUGCGAAUCCAGAGGGUUUCGACUCAAAUACAGGGGGAGAGCGCGAGGAAUGGAUGGCCGAUCUUUCUCAACUCUUCAUUGGUAACAAGUUUGCUUCUGGUGCACAUAGUAGGAUCUAUAGGGGAAUCUACAAGCAGAGGGCAGUGGCUGUGAAGAUGGUGAGAAUCCCUGAGCAGGAUGAGCAGACCCGAGAUAAGCUGGAGGAGCAAUUUAAGUCUGAGGUUGCAUUCCUUACUCGACUAUAUCAUCCAAAUAUAGUGCAGUUCAUAGCAGCAUGCAAGAAGCCCCCAGUGUACUGCAUUAUUAUGGAAUAUAUGUCACAGGGAACUCUUAGGAUGUAUCUCCACAAGAAAGAGCCAUACUCUCUAUCAACUGAAACAAUUUUGAGAUUAGCCCUUGACAUUUCCCGAGGAAUGCAGUAUCUUCAUUCACAAGGUGUGAUUCACAGAGAUCUCAAGUCCGACAAUCUACUUCUUAAUGAUGAAAUGCGAGUAAAGGUUGCUGAUUUUGGCACUUCUUGCCUGGAGACUCAGUGUCAGGCAUCCAAGGGUAAUAUGGGAACCUAUCGUUGGAUGGCUCCAGAAAUGAUUAAGGAAAAACCAUAUACCAAAAAAGUUGAUGUUUAUAGUUUUGGGAUUGUGUUGUGGGAACUUACAACGGCUCUUGUUCCAUUUCAAGGGAUGACCCCUGUGCAGGCUGCUUAUGCUGCUUCAGAAAAGAACUUGAGGCCUCCUUUAUCGACUACCUGUUCACCAGCACUCAACAAUCUCAUAAAGAAAUGUUGGUCAGCAAACCCAUCAAAGCGACCAGAUUUCACUUAUAUUGUCUCAACUUUGGAGAAGAUCGAUGAGUGUCUCAAGGAAGGACUUCCUAUUCUCGUGCACCAAGAACUCAACAUCAAGAAUUCUCUUCGGGGUGUCUUCAAAGGAUGUGUACCAAAAGGUUCGUCUAUACCCGUGCAUGCUUGAAUUUGAAUUUAUGAAAUAAGAUAUACAUAUUAAAUUCUUGUAUAGCAUCCUUUAUGUGUAUAAGGUACUUUAACUGUAAAUUGUUGUUUUUUUUAAAUUUUU